Molecule: messenger RNA, 496 nt
Organism: Habropoda laboriosa
Lineage: Eukaryota; Metazoa; Arthropoda; Insecta; Hymenoptera; Apidae
Gene: endos
Product: alpha-endosulfine
Exons: 3
Coding region: 209-496 (95 amino acids)
Source: RefSeq, a predicted model, not a curated record
UUUUAUUGACAGUUAUUUGUUUUCGGUAACGAUAAAGUUUAUAAAAGUGUGACCGACCAAAUUUGUUUCUUACGAAAACAGGUUGAACUAAAAAGCAUCGGUGCUACAGCACUGCAUACUUUUAUACGGUAGUGUUGAAACGAGUAUUCAAACGAUAUCUGUGAAAUUCUAAAAGCAAUCACUGAAAAAGUGGUUAGAAACAGCAACGAUGAGCGACGAUCAAGGAAACGAACUGUGUGAAACAGUUGAGUUAUCUUCAACUGAUAUUGAAAAAAUAGAAGAAGCAAAAUUAAGGGCAAAAUUUCCAAACACUGGACGUCCAUAUCAAAAAUAUUUUGAUUCUGGGGAUUAUCAAAUGGCAAAACAAAAAUAUACAGCUAAACCAAAGCCAGCUGGUGUUUUGCCAACAGGUGAUGCUAUACCUACACCUGAAACUGUACCACAACGAAAAACAUCUAUCAUUCAACAAAAAUUUAACACAACAAGUACUUCAUAA